ACAGAUGAUUACAAAAGAGUAAUAAAAGUAGCAUUUAAAAACCCCAUCAAACACUUCCUUCUCCAUUACACACUCCACCAUUGAUCUUCUCCGGCCACCGUGCUCCGCCGUAAUAAUAAAAAAACCACCACUUUUUUUUUUUACCCACAUACAAAAUAUAAGAAUAAAUACAUUAUUCUAUCUCUCUUUCUUUCUUUGUUUGAGAGUAUACUUCAAUGGCGUCAAUACUUGAAAUGACUAUUUUACCACUACCUUAAUACCCUUGUUUUCAUCAAUAUUAUAUACUUCCCUACCUUCCCCACCACAACUCUAUUUAUUUUAUACUAUUACCAUAAAGAUUCAAUUUUUUACAAAUCUUCUUUCUUUCUUUCUUUUCACUAACUUCAAGAAUAUUCCUUUAAGUUCCAACCCAUAUUUUCAGGUCUUUCUCUACAACCCCACAUCCAUGUAUAGAUAUAUGUAAAUUUCUUGUAAAUUUACUUCAAAUGUGGAUUCUUGAUCUUGAAUUGAAUUGAUCAAAUACAAAAUGCGUGUAGCUAGAGCAAUGCAUCCACUGUGUUGUAUAACAUUAGAAAGUCCAUCAGAGAUGAGAGAACAUUCAUCACCUGAGCCAACGUUGUUAAGGACAGGGUCAGCUGUAGUUUAUUCUAGAUCUGAUUUUAAUAAUAAUAAUGUUGUAGGAUCUGAUGUUGCUGGUGUUGCUGGAAUAUUGUAUAAAUGGACUAAUUAUCAUAAAGGUUGGAGAUCUCGUUGGUUUACUUUAAGAAAUGGUAUACUUUCAUAUUCCAAGAAUCGUAGAAAUGAUGAUGAUGAUGUUAGACUCAUCGGUAAUAUUCCUUCCAGUAACCAUAGUCGUCGCAAACAUGGAAAAUCCCCCGGCAAUGUUGAUAUCAAGGUGUCAUCAUUCCGUGAGAGCAGGUCUGAUGACAGGCGAUUCUACAUAUAUACAGCUACCAAAUCUCUUCAAUUGAGGACAAAUUCAAAGAAAGAACGGGCUGCCUGGAUAGAAGCUUUGAUAUCAACAAGAAAUCUUCUUCAGUUGAGACCUUUGAAUGAUAAUCUCAACCUUUUGCAAAAUGAUGUAUCUAUAUCUACUGAAAGAUUGAAAAAACGGUUGCUUGAUGAGGGCAUUGGUGAGGGACUUGUCAAGGACUGUGAGCAGAUCAUGCUCUCGGAGUUUUCAGAAAUUAAAGGACAACUUAAGAGUCUUUGUGAGGAGCGCUCCAAUUUGCUGGACACGUUAAGACAGUUGGAGGCAGCUAACAUCGAAGGUGAAGCUUCCGGGGUUCAUGACGGUGAAUUCCAACUGAUGAAGCAAUUCUCCAGUUUAGGGCGUGGCAAGUACAGCGAAUGGAGUACAACUGAAUCGCCUGAUGAUAUUGAGAAACAAGAGCUUGAUGAAGCGUCAGAUGAAGAGGAAGCCAACUAUCUUGACGCAAGUGAAUGUUUCUCUGAACUUCAUAUAUCUGGCGGGUCAGUAGUUGUGGACAACAUGGCAAACAAUACCGUUGAUGCAUCUGCACAUGCACAAGUUGUACGCAGAACUAAGCUGCCAGAUCCAGUUGAAAAAGAGAAGGGGGUUAGUCUUUGGUCUAUGAUCAAAGACAAUGUCGGGAAGGAUCUAACACGAGUUUGCCUGCCAGUGUAUUUCAACGAGCCAAUUUCAUCCCUGCAGAAGUGCUUUGAAGAUUUAGAGUACUCCUAUCUUUUAGAUAGAGCAUAUGAACAUGGAAAAUCGGGGAACAGCCUUUUAAGAAUUCUAAAUGUUGCUGCUUUUGCUGUGUCUGGUUAUGCUUCAACUGAAGGCCGACAUUGUAAACCUUUCAAUCCUUUGCUUGGGGAAACUUAUGAAGCUGAUUUUCCCGAGAAAGGAGUCCGCUUUUUCUCGGAGAAGGUAAGUCAUCACCCAACACUUAUUGCCUGUCACUGUGAAGGUAGAGGAUGGAAAUUCUGGGCUGACAGUAAUCUUAAGUCAAAAUUUUGGGGAAGAUCAAUUCAACUUGAUCCUGUUGGAACACUAACCUUAGAAUUCGACGAUGGGGAGAUCUUCCAGUGGAGCAAGGUCACGACAAGUAUUUAUAAUCUUAUCCUUGGUAAGAUAUAUUGUGAUCAUCAUGGGUUAAUGCAUAUACGUGGAAAUCGUCAGCACUCAUGCAAGCUCAAGUUCAAAGAGCCAUCUAUUAUCGAGCGUAAUCCUCAUCAGGUUCAUGGAUUUGUUGAAGAUGUCUCCGGAAAGAAAGUUGCAACAUUAUUUGGAAAGUGGAAUGAGAGCAUGUACUAUGUGAAUGGAGAAUGGGCCAGCAAGCCUAAGGAUUCAUCUGAUUCAUCCUUAUUGUGGAGAAGGAAUAAUCCACCCCCAAAUCUCACUCGAUACAACUUGUCUUCUUUUGCUAUUACACUGAAUGAGUUAACACCAGGACUUAAGGAGAAGCUCCCACCUACAGAUUCAAGACUUAGACCCGAUCAGCGACAUCUGGAGAAUGGGGAAUAUGACAAGGCAAAUUCAGAGAAGUUGCGGUUAGAGACACGACAGAGAAUGUCCAGAAAAUUACAAGAGAAUGGUUGGAGACCACGAUGGUUUCAGAGAGAAGGUGAUGAUGGGACUUUCCGGUAUACGGGUGGUUACUGGGAGGCAAGGGAGAUGGGUACUUGGGAUUGCUGCCCGAAUAUUUUCGGUGAGAUUGACCAAGAUCUCCUCAGCUCCUUUGAAGGAUCCUGAUGUUUUAGAAGGGACCUGAAGAUUUGUAGAUUAAAGACUGAAAACGUUGAGCUAUAGACGAAUGGAGUAUGUAGGCAGUCCGCGACUGCCCCAUUUUUUUAGUUGUUUAAAGAUAUUCUCAGAGGUUGACACAAGUCAAUCCAGAAAUCCUGAAGGCUUUUUUAGGAUGAAGAGAAAACCUUGGAAGAGUCCACGACGAUGGAGCAAAAAACUAGAGAAAUUCCUUACUAGAUCUACGCAUCAAGCUGCUUUGAUCAGAGGCUUGUAUUUUGUGUUGAAUUUGAUCCCAUUUCAUUAUAUGCUUCAUUUUUCUUCGGCUAGGCCUUAGUUUAGGUUAUUAUUAUUUGUACUUUUUAUCUUGAAAAUAAAAAUAGCAAAAAAAUAUGGAUAUAUUAAAGAAGUAAACCAAGCACAAUAGCUUUUGUAAAGACCUAAAGUAGAUUAGUGCUUACACAUGUUGAGAUAUACACAAAGAACUAGCUUCCAUGA
This is a messenger RNA of Lycium barbarum (goji berry), 3208 nucleotides long. RefSeq names its product oxysterol-binding protein-related protein 2A-like. The transcript is spliced from 11 exons. Gene Ontology annotation, cellular component: membrane; intracellular membrane-bounded organelle; cytosol. NCBI's taxonomy places the organism in Eukaryota, Viridiplantae, Streptophyta, Magnoliopsida, Solanales, Solanaceae. Gene Ontology annotation, molecular function: sterol binding. The record is from RefSeq and is a predicted model, not a curated record. Bases 527 to 2719 code for a protein of 730 amino acids.